AUGGAGGCGAAACUCACGAUCCUCGCAUUUGCUGCGACGAACAUGGCGUUCGACAUUGCAAUAUUCCUCGUCCCGAUCACGGAAUACUUUAGGAAAGAUCUCAGACGGAAACAGGUGCUUGCCAUGACUGGAUUGUUCGCCCUCGGUUCGAUUGUCGUACUCAUGGCUAUCCUCCGCCUUUGGAGCACCUUCAAAAACAGUCAAAGCAUGACCCAAAGUUUCGAUUUCACAUGGUGGUACCCCGAAGUCCUAAUCAUCUCUUGCCUCGAAAUCGACUUCGCGAUAAUGUGUGCGUCCAUGCCUAUAUUCUGGCCCACCGUCAUGGCUUCCUGGACCCAAAUCUUUGUCACCAACGAGGUCCGCGUUACGCACCACGAACGUCUGCCCAACGAUAGUCGCGAUAACUUCGAGUUGGUCAGGAACACGUCGUUGAAGAGCACAGGGAGUGCGGAAGAAUUGGCAAGGGUUACGAGCGAAGAGCAGGACACGGUGUAUGGUGGAUUUGACCCGGAGACGGGCAAGGAUGUCCGGACAUUUUUCUACGUCGGGGGUGGCUACAGUGAAGAUGGCAAGGGUGGUCAUAUAUUCAAGGACCAAAUGUAUGUCGAAAAGUUAACGCCAGUAUCCUCCGAACAACAUGAUACGGAUCCUGUUGUUCUUAUCCACGGACAAGCGCAGACGGGCACAAACUUUCUCGUGAAGCCAGACGGAGGGAUAUCAUGGAGUUCAAGAUUCCUUGAGGCUGGCCAUACCGUCUAUAUCGUGGAUCAAACCUUCCGCGGCCGCUCCGCCUGGGCACCAGUGACUGGUGCUGAUGCGCCGUCGACCUAUUCUGCUGAGCUUAUCCAAGAACGCUUCACUGCUCCACAGCAAUAUCGUCUCUGGCCCCAAUCUACCCUUCACACUCAAUGGCCAGGAACAGGCAUCAUGGGCGAUCCUACUUUCGACGCUUUCUAUUCCUCCAACGUCCAGUUCAUAUCGAAUGCUACCUAUCAACAGAGCACCAUGCAAGCAGCAGGAGCACAGCUUUUGGACUCGAUCGGUACUCCCGCGUGGUUGCUUGGCCACAGCCAAGGAGGUCUUCUGCCGUUGCUCAUCGCUGAUGCACGGCCUCAUCUCACGAAGGGCCUCCUCUUGGUGGAGCCGACUGGUCCGCCGUUCCAGGAAGCAGUCUUUGGAUCUGCAGCAGCGAGACAAUGGGGCUUGACAGACAUACCGAUGAAUUAUUCGCCUCCGGUCACUGACCCCGCGAUCGACUUAGUGCAACAAGUUUAUCAGCCUACCAACCUGACAAGUAACAAUGCUACUGUUCCUUGCGUGUUGCAAGCAGCCGAGCCAGCUCCGAGACGACUUCCCAAUCUGGCCCCUGUGCCCAUUCUUACCGUUACGUCAGAAGCUAGCUACCACGCGCCGUACGACUACUGCACUGUCAACUUUCUCAAGCAAUCUGGCUGUUCUAAGGCUGAACAUCUUGAGCUUGGAAAAGUCGGCAUCCAUGGCAAUGGGCAUAUGAUGUUUAUGGAGAAGAACAGUGAUGAGAUAUGGAAACGUAUCCAUGAUUGGAUGGUGGCUGCUAAGUAA
Molecule: messenger RNA, 1581 nt
Organism: Alternaria ethzedia
Lineage: Eukaryota; Fungi; Ascomycota; Dothideomycetes; Pleosporales; Pleosporaceae
Exons: 4
Coding region: 1-1581 (526 amino acids)
Source: RefSeq, a predicted model, not a curated record